UGCAAGUUUAAAAUCAGAUGGCUUUUGAGCAAAGCACUAAAGGAGGUGAACAACAAGGCUAUGCUGACAUCUGGGGGAAGACAGUCCCAAGCCCAGGAAACAAACAGCAAGAGCAAAGGCUCGGAAGGGAAAAUCCCUGGAGUGAUGGAGAAACAGCUUGAAGAGAAGUUAAUUUGGCUUAUUAUCAGUCUCCUUCCACUAGGAGAGCAGCAGGUAAUGAGGUCUGAGAAGUAACGGGAGGUAGCAGACCUUCCAGCCUAGUAGGAUGUUGUAGGUACUUUGGCUUUCUCUAGGAUGAGAUGGGAAGCCAAUGGAGGCGUUUCAGCCAAGGGAGCAACAGAAUCUCAUGGACAAGAUCACUUGCUGCUGGGUUGAGAAGGGAAAGGAGCAGGUGUCGAAGAGGAAACAUCAGUUAGGAGGCCACUGCAAUCAUUCCAGAAAUUACUCAUACCAGAAAUUAAUCAGAGACGUUUGAUGCAUUUACAAAAGCAGUGGUGGGGGGGCGCGGAAUGUGCUUGUAGAAUACAAAAGAGGUAGAGAAACAUUAAACAUUUUUAAUGUUUUAAGUUUCAAGGAAAAGACCAAUUUGGCACCUCCAGGUGACGAUGGGAGUACUGGGGAGCUAGGUUUCCAGAACUUUUUGCUCUUGAGUGACCUAAGACCCUAGCAGAGUUCGGUCAGUGUGAUUAAGAAUGAGCCUCUGUGGGUCUGUUUAGGAUGCUUGCCCCCUCCCAUUUCCUUAACUUACCUGAGUUCCUGUUGGGAAUACAGAUUCGGGGCCCUUCCCACUCUGUAAAUAUGGGAAAAGGUCUAGGAAGUAUAUACUUCUAGCAAUAAUAUGUAGGGUUUCUAUGACUAGGAAAUUUGGGGAACUGUCCCCCGACCGCUCCAUCCGUAACUUCUGCACACCUUUUGGGGUAUGCCGCGGACCUGGAAAGCGUUGCAGGGCGCUCAUGCGGCCCGCAGGUGGCGCCACGUGAUCGCGAACCGCAGAGAGCGCGUACCCUAGGAGUCUCGAGGCGCGAGGAUUGCUGGUCGGCAGCUGUGCCGGGGCCACUGACGCCGCUUACCCCGGCGGAGCGCCGCGCAGGUGGAGUUGGGGAGAGCGGCCGGUGCCCCGGCUUUUUAGGCUGUGUGCAUCUCAAGCCGCCUCUAGUUGGCUUCUCGGGCUUCCGGGGCAGAAGGGCGCGCGGCUUUCUGCCCACGAAUUGAGAACUGGAGAGCCAGUAAGCCGAAGCACCGGGAACCUGCCGCCUUGCGCCGCAGGGCUUUAGUCCAAACCCAGCCGGUCCAGGCUCCGGGAUCUACUACAGGGCCUCCCGGGGAGCGCGGGCCCCCAGGGACGGCUCCUUCCCAUUGGCAGCAGGACGGAUGCCACGCCCCUUUUCCUACGGCUCUCAUCUUUGACUGGCUCUCGAGUCCCAGAUGGCCACGCCCCCUCCCCUCGCACAUACACAAGAGUCACGCGCCUUUCAGUUGGAAACUUGGCGUGCAGACGCGGACGGUGGCUCUCGUCGCCCCACCCACCUACCUUGCCAUUGGUCCGCGGAGCGGCACACGGUCACGCCCCCAUUCCAGCCCCCUGGCUGGGAGGGCGGGCACCCGCUUGUGAUUGGCUGGUCGGCCUGCCUCUCGCGGGAGCAGCCGGCGCUCCUCUCCCUCCCUCUGUUCCCUCCCGCGAGCCUCGGGGUUCCUCAGCUGGCCGAGGUCGAGUCAGUGUCAGUCAGGGAGGCGAACUGCUGAGCACUGGCCGCGGACGCUCCGUUGCAGUCUCGCCCAGGGGCCGGUACCUGCGCUCGCGCUGCCGGGUGGAAAGGAUGAAGCCGCAGCUGGAGCAGCCACCCUAUGAUUGGCUGUGGCGCUUGUGAACCCAAAGUAAAGAUGGCGGGCGGGCAGGCAGCCGCCGCACUGCCCACUUGGAAGAUGGCGGCGCGCCGCAGCCUCAGCGCCCGCGGCCGGGGGGUCCUGCAGGCGGCUGCGGGGCGGCUGCUGCCGUUGCUCCUGCUGAGCUGCUGCUGCGGUGCGGGCGGCUGCGCAGCGGUGGGCGAGAAUGAGGAGACGGUGAUCAUCGGGCUGCGACUGGAGGACACGAACGACGUGUCGUUCAUGGAAGGGGGGGCGCUGAGGGUGAGCGAACGGACCCGGGUCAAGCUGCGGGUGUACGGGCAGAACAUCAAUAACGAGACGUGGUCCCGCAUCGCCUUCACCGAGCACGAGCGGCGGCGCCACAGCCCGGGGGAGCGCGGGCUGGGGGGCCCCGCGCCGCCAGAGCCGGACAGCGGCCCCCAGCGCUGCGGCAUCCGCACCUCAGACAUCAUCAUCUUGCCCCACAUCAUUCUCAACCGCCGCACCUCGGGCAUCAUCGAGAUCGAGAUCAAACCGCUACGCAAGAUGGAGAAGAGCAAAUCCUAUUACCUGUGCACGUCGCUCUCCACGCCCGCCCUGGGCGCCGGCGGCUCGGGGUCCGCGGGUGGCGCCGUCGGGGGCAAGGGCGGCUCGGGGGUGGCCGGGCUGCCGCCGCCCCCGUGGGCCGAGACCACCUGGAUUUACCACGACGGCGAGGACACCAAGAUGAUCGUAGGCGAAGAGAAGAAGUUCCUGCUGCCCUUCUGGCUGCAGGUGAUCUUCAUUUCGCUGCUGCUGUGCCUGUCGGGCAUGUUCAGCGGCCUCAACCUGGGGCUCAUGGCCCUGGACCCGAUGGAGCUGCGCAUCGUGCAGAACUGCGGCACGGAGAAGGAGAAGAAUUACGCCAAGCGCAUCGAGCCGGUGCGCAGGCAGGGCAACUACCUGCUGUGCUCUCUGCUGCUGGGCAACGUGCUGGUCAACACCACGCUCACCAUCCUGCUCGACGACAUCGCCGGCUCGGGCCUCGUGGCCGUGGUGGUCUCCACCAUCGGUAUCGUCAUCUUCGGGGAGAUCGUGCCCCAGGCCAUCUGCUCCCGGCACGGCCUGGCUGUGGGGGCCAACACCAUCUUCCUCACCAAGUUUUUCAUGAUGAUGACCUUCCCCGCUUCCUACCCGGUCAGCAAGCUGCUGGACUGCGUCCUGGGCCAGGAGAUAGGCACCGUCUAUAACCGGGAAAAACUGCUGGAGAUGCUCCGGGUCACCGACCCCUACAACGACCUGGUUAAGGAGGAGCUGAACAUCAUCCAAGGGGCGCUGGAGCUCCGCACCAAGACGGUGGAGGACGUGAUGACCCCACUCCGGGACUGCUUCAUGAUCACCGGCGAAGCCAUCCUGGACUUCAACACCAUGUCUGAGAUCAUGGAGAGCGGCUACACUCGCAUUCCAGUGUUUGAGGGGGAGCGCUCCAAUAUCGUGGACCUGCUGUUUGUCAAAGACUUGGCCUUUGUGGAUCCAGAUGACUGUACCCCCCUGAAAACCAUCACCAAAUUUUAUAACCACCCCUUGCACUUUGUUUUCAAUGACACCAAGUUGGACGCUAUGCUGGAAGAAUUUAAGAAAGGUAAAUCUCACCUGGCUAUCGUGCAGCGGGUAAACAAUGAGGGAGAAGGGGAUCCGUUUUAUGAAGUUCUGGGAAUUGUCACCUUAGAAGAUGUGAUUGAAGAAAUCAUCAAAUCUGAGAUUCUAGAUGAAACAGAUUUAUACACUGACAACAGAACGAAAAAGAAAGUGGCUCACCGGGAGCGAAAGCAAGAUUUUUCUGCCUUUAAGCAGACAGACAGCGAGAUGAAGGUUAAAAUAUCACCACAGCUCCUCCUGGCCAUGCACCGUUUCCUAGCAACAGAAGUAGAAGCAUUUAGCCCAUCCCAGAUGUCAGAGAAGAUCCUUCUAAGGCUGCUAAAGCACCCCAAUGUCAUCCAGGAACUGAAGUAUGAUGAGAAGAACAAGAAAGCCCCCGAAUACUACCUCUACCAGCGCAACAAGCCAGUAGACUACUUCGUUCUCAUUCUGCAGGGACCCUACUUCAGGGACUUCCCCAGCACCCAGAGUCCUGAAUUUUCAACAGCCUUCCUGUGGCCCCACAGAUGGGGAAGUCCUGCUGCCUGUCCCUCUCCUGCCAGGGCCACCGUCCUCCCACUGAUUCCUCUGUGGGGUAGGAAAGCCUCCUGCAGCCCCCAGCGGCCUGUGGGGAAAGUGGAAGUCGAAGCUGGGAAAGAAGGUAUGAAGUUUGAAGCGAGUGCCUUCUCAUACUAUGGCGUGAUGGCCCUGACAGCCUCUCCAGUUCCUUUGUCCCUGUCUCGUACCUUUGUUGUCAGCAGAACAGAGUUGUUAGCAGCAGGUUCUCCAGGUGAAAAUAAGUCCCCUCCUCGCCCAUGUGGCUUGAAUCACUCAGACUCUCUCAGUCGGAGUGACCGGAUUGACGCCGUCACACCAACACUGGGGAGCAGCAAUAACCAGCUCAAUUCUUCACUCCUCCAAGUCUACAUCCCCGAUUACUCGGUGCGAGCCCUUUCGGAUCUGCAGUUUGUUAAGAUCUCAAGACAGCAAUACCAAAAUGCCUUGAUGGCAUCCCGGAUGGACAAAACCCCCCAGUCAUCAGACAGUGAAAACACUAAAAUUGAAUUGACUCUUACGGAGCUGCAUGACGGGUUGCCAGACGAGACAGCCAACCUGCUCAACGAACAGAACUGUGUGACGCACAGUAAGGCCAACCACAGCCUGCACAACGAAGGCGCCAUCUAGGCCGCACUGGCUGCACCCGCCCAGGCCCGCACCCACCCAGUCCCGAGGGCCCAGCCCUGUCUGCCCAUGACUUCACUGGUGUGAGCUUGUCCGCCAUGCUGCACCCUGCAACAUCCUGAGACCAAAGACCUUGUGCCCUUCCCAGCAGCCGCGGAGGAGGACGGUGAGGGGAUUAAUGGAAACGAGAGACGUGAAGUUGGCAGCCGGGGCAUGGCGUUCAAGAUUGUGGAGAUGAAUGGAUUCCGCCCAAAUAGAAUCAUGUUUAUUUUUUCAGCUCUCCCUUUUAUCAUUAUUCACGCUCCUCUGCCCUCGAUUUGCAUGAAGUUGAAAAUUGUUGCGAUUUAUUUUUUCAAGAGAUCAUGUUUUUAAAGUGUCUUCUGCAGAGUUUUAAGUUGUUCUAUCUGAACUCUGCUGCAAUCCCAUGAUGUGACCCUAAUAGGCUGGACUUGCCCCUCCAGUAGCCUUCCUUGGCCCUCCCAGGGAGGGGCACCCUUCCUCUGUGCCCCAGUGGGCAUCACCGUCGAACUCACUGGCUGAAUGAAGAAGACCGUGUUACUGCAGAACCUGCCAAGUCUGUCAUCACUGUGGGGUGUAGCCUGCCUCAGAGGAACCUGCAAUCACCUCUCUGAGCUCAGUGGUAUUUUGAGAAUUUAAUGUUUAACUGUACCCCUUUCCCUCAGGAAGAUUUAACAUUUGCUUGGGAAUGUGAUUUUGCUCCCACCCUAAGGAAUUUUUAUCACCAAAAUGAAUGUUAAUGAAUUUAAAACCCAUGGUUUAUCAUUGGCAAGAGGCAAGUUGACUUCAUCCUGUCAUUCCAGCCUGGGGUCUCCCAGCCAGCCCUCCUCCCCGACCCAGCACCCAAGCUCACAGAGUGUCAUCGCCCACCUCCCUGGGUCCUUGCUCGUUAACCCAAGAUGCUGCUACACAGAUGCCAAAUGGAAAUCUUCCACAGGGCUUUUUCAGUAAACACGUAAUGUGGAGUGCAAGCUCCUCCCCUUCCCACUAGAACAUACGUUAACAGAAAAGGAGUCGAACCUUCUAGCUGCACUCUGUACUGUGUGCCAAGAAGGCAUUUCUAGACCCAUGUUUUUAAAGGAGGGAACUUUGGGGAUUGCCAGCCCCUGCUCCUCCUGCCAGGGAGCCAACUGUCCCUCCUCCCCUGUCCCUGGGCCCAUGGGGCCCGGCAGUGGCUGUGUCCCCUGCCUGAGGGCCUCUGUGCCUCCUGCCUCAGAUGCGGCCCAUGCCAGAGAGGCUGCCUGUACAGCCAGGGUCAGUUUGGCCCCAAACAGGGAUUCAGAAACCAAAUGUGUGUUGUGGCCAUUUUAUGUGUGUCUCUGUCUUAUUUUAAUACCAAAUUCAUCAUGUAGUGAAAUUAUGUCAGGAGGUAUUUGAGUGACUGAAUUCUUAA
This is a messenger RNA of Nomascus leucogenys (northern white-cheeked gibbon), 6055 nucleotides long. RefSeq names its product cyclin and CBS domain divalent metal cation transport mediator 2 (gene CNNM2). NCBI's taxonomy places the organism in Eukaryota, Metazoa, Chordata, Mammalia, Primates, Hylobatidae. Gene Ontology annotation, biological process: transport; magnesium ion homeostasis. Gene Ontology annotation, molecular function: magnesium ion transmembrane transporter activity. Gene Ontology annotation, cellular component: plasma membrane. The transcript is spliced from 9 exons. The record is from RefSeq and is a predicted model, not a curated record. Bases 1846 to 4647 code for a protein of 933 amino acids.